AUGAAUAUAACAAAUAUUCUAAAAGAAUUAAGUGGACAUUUUAUCAGUCUUACAGAAUACGGACUUAAAUAUGGACCUCAAGGUAAAAUGCUAUUAAAAAACCUUGAAGAACAGUGGUUUUUACACUGUAUUACGAUGUCACGCUAUAAUAUAUUUCUAUCAGAUGAAUUUAAUAAUACUUUAAAUUUUGUUAUUAAAACUGAAAUGAGUGAUAUACCAUUUGGAUUAGCUAAAAUAGAAAAUUCCAAAAAUUAUUGGACUUCAAAUUUAUUACCUAUGAAAAAAACAAAUAUUCACAGAAUUGCUGAAACAACUAUUUUUCAAAGUGAUACAGAAACAAAAGAUUUGUUUCAUAAUAUACAAAAAGAACGUAAAAUUUGGUGGCGAAAACUGGCACAAUUUCCUUCAAGAUUUAAGCUUACAGAAGAGAAAAAAAUAAAAAAUUGUAAUGUAGUAGAUAUUGAAGCACAAUUUUCAUUUGGUAAUGUUAUUGUGGAAAAAAUAGCGUACCAUACAGAUGUUCGAAAAUUAUUCUCUCAAGUUGAUAGUAAAAAAGACUUUACCAAUGUACAAAUGGUCGAACAUAAAGCAUCUUUAGAUUGGGGCUGUUUAGCACUACUUUGUGACGCAUAUGACAUGAAUAAAUCUAACAAAAUGCAUCUUCAUUCCAAAUUAGCACCACAUAAAGUUGCAUUUCAUAUAAAAAGAACAAAUAAUGAAGAGAAUACUCAAAAUGAUGAUUUAAAUCGCUUUGUACUUUACUUAAAUAACAUGUUAAGAACAAAGGGCCUAAAUACAAUAUUAACCACUUCAGAAAAAAUUAUAAAUACAUGCUUGAUUCCUUUCAUAAUUUCUGUUGAUGCGACUAGUCUUGAAAAUGGCAUUAUAUAUAUAAGGGAUAGAUCAACAACUCUCAGUGAAGCAAUACAUGUAACCGAUUUAGUAAAAUAUAUAAUUCUGCGUUGUUAAUUAAUUAAUGUGAUUUAAUUUCAUUUAAAUAAAAUUAAUAUAUCAAAAGUUUAAAA
This is a messenger RNA of Frieseomelitta varia, 1025 nucleotides long. It is a transcript of the gene DNApol-gamma35, whose product is annotated as DNA polymerase subunit gamma-2, mitochondrial. Lineage: Eukaryota; Metazoa; Arthropoda; Insecta; Hymenoptera; Apidae. The transcript is spliced from 2 exons. The record is from RefSeq and is a predicted model, not a curated record. Bases 1 to 969 code for a protein of 322 amino acids.